This is a messenger RNA of Pygocentrus nattereri (red-bellied piranha), 3126 nucleotides long. RefSeq names its product notch receptor, like (gene notchl). Gene Ontology annotation, molecular function: protein binding. The record is from RefSeq and is a predicted model, not a curated record. The coding region runs from base 200 to 2569 and encodes 789 amino acids. The transcript is spliced from 11 exons. Lineage: Eukaryota; Metazoa; Chordata; Actinopteri; Characiformes; Serrasalmidae.
CCUGAAAAAACCGGUGGAGAAAAGCGGGUGGGUGUCGAUGGGGGAGCGUAGAUGUGUAGACAUUACUGUUCAAACGGAUCAGGGUACGUUAGCCGAGGAGCUGGGAGAGGAGACCUAACGGCUCAAAAAGACAGAAACCCACGGCCGUCUCGGUCCGACACACCUCGAAGGAGAGAGACGAAGAAGCCGAGAGUUGAUUAUGGUCCUGAUGGUGGCUCUGAUCUUCAUACUAUGGCCUUUCAGCACACCAAGUCGAGCCUCUCCCACUGACCCAUGGAGCAGCUGUCCAGUGGAUAAAAAGUGUAAGGAAAAGUUUGCCAAUGGAGUGUGUGAUAAUGAGUGUUCCGGGUCGCAGUGCUUGAGGGACGGCUUCGACUGUGUCAAAAACAAAGAAUCCUGCAAUUCAGGCUACAUUCUGUACUGUCGUGACCACUAUGACAACAUGCACUGUGAGCACAGUUGCAACACUGCCCCCUGUGGGUGGGAUGGCUCAGACUGCUAUAAAGACCAACAUCCCACCUGGGCCAAAGGAGUCCUGGUCCUGCAGACCACCAUCCCCUUCCAGAAAGGUCCCUUCCAGAACAACUCUUUGCUGUGGGCUCUCAGCAUCCUACUCCAGACCAGUGUGAAGCUGAGGGGAGUGGUUCCUUUCCAGCCCGACGCUGACCUGUACAGUUGGGAUGCUCAGCAGUUGGUAGAUCUUCACAGAGAUUCACCCCCCGACGACAGUAACGGGUCGCUACUGUUUCUUCAGGUGGACAACAGCCUGUGCACUCGUCUGCCCAUCACCUGUUUCCCGUACGCAGUAGAGGCAGCAAAUUUCCUGAAUGCUGUGGUGAAGCUGGACCGAGCCCCGGCCCACGUCAAGUCCGAAAUCCACACCCUCACCUGCAUACGGGGCAUCGACAGAGAGAUCGCAGUGACAGAUACCUUCACAAAUCACUCAGGCUCUCCUGCCUGGCUGUGGCCUGUGGUGGGUGUGGCAACGGGUGUAGCCGUGGCGCUGGCCAUGGUUUUCAUGGUGGUGCUGGUGUGGAGGAGGAGGAGAAGAGAGAGGAGAGAGGGAGGAGACAGAGUGCACCACAGGUCUACUGCUACUGACAACAACAACGGCAGUAAAGCCUGGACGCAACGCUCAACUGACCAGCACGUGGGCAAGGGCAGGUCAGGGAGAGAAAAGGACAGAAACGGCAUGAAGAAAAAGAAGAAAGGGAAGGAGAUGGGGAAGAGGCGUAGGGAGCCGCUUGGAGAGGACGCCAUUCGGAUGCGACCUCUUAGGAAGGACCUGGACAUCGGCAGUGACACGGACAUGACCCAGAGCUCCAUGGAGGACAUCAACAGGACAAUCUGUGACCACAGGUCACCAGCCCAGAAACACUACAACAUCAGUCACCAGCAACCGCCCGUGCAAGCACUGCCAGGAAGAUGGGACAGGAACGUCACACCCACACAGCAGCGGAUUCCAAACAACGUGAGUCCUUGGUUCACUUCAGCCCCAGUGCAGUGGUGCGGUCCUGACGGCUCUGUGGUGCUGAUCCGUGCUGUGAGGAGUGGACUGGACCGAGUGGUUCUGGAGUUGCUGAGGGCUGGCGUUCCUGUCAACAAUACUGACCACACCGGGAGAUCCGCCCUGCACUGGGCAUGCUCAGUAAAUCACCUCUCAUUGGCUCGGACGCUGAUACGCUACGGUGCCGCGGUGGAUCUGCAGGAUCACAAGGGCGAGACAGCUCUCUUUCUCUCAGCCCUUCAUGGUUGCUACGAGACCGCCAGAUUCCUCCUCCUAAACGGGGCCAAUCAGGAGCUGACUGACCGCAGAGGACGAAGGCCCAUAGAUGUGGCCCGGGACGGAAUGCACCACCAGGUGCUUGAGCUCCUACUUGCCCACAGAGUCCACCGCAGUCCAUUUCCUAUGGAACCAGCCACUGAAGUGCUGUGGGAUGACCGUGCUUACCUAUAUUCUCCGUGGGCAGCGUCUCCUCCCUGUCUGCCCGGCAGAAGUGCCUCCUUUUCUGGGGUUAUAGUACCACGAGAGAUGUCGUCACCGCCCCCCAGUGACUGGCAAAUGAGUAGAGGGCAGUGCACCUCACCCCAAAGCUGGCGGCCCAUUCCCAACCAGUCGGCCACAGCAUUGGUCAGCCCCAGAAUCCUCGGCAGGCCUUCGCGACCAAUCAGCACGCUUCAGGAGGUCACUUCAGAAGCGGAAGAAGAGGAGAGGGAAGCAUCACAAGACGUCCCACGGGCCACAACGCCCCACUUCCUGUCUCCUCAGCCAGCACCAAGGCAGCGCUCCUUCUCCUGCACUCAGCAUGCGCUGCAGCGUCGAUUCAGCAGUAACCAGCCUGAGCAGUCCGUCCCCAUCCAGCCGGAGAAACAAGCCAAUGAGCACGUCGAGAUAGUGGUCAUGCCUCAUCCCAAAGCAAGCUCCAGCCAAGCCAAGGGUGAAAGUGCAGUAACGGCACCCAGCCUGACUCAGGCAGACUCUGAGAAAGAUAGCAAGAAGAGCUGUGAGUCAAAAGGCCCAAGUGAGGUGGUCAAUUAUGACCCCAUGUCAGUCCAGACUGUUAUGUGAGAGACAGAGAGGGUUGGGUCUGUUUGAUUUCAAAAUGUAAAUAUGUGUAUUACUUGCUAUUAAUACAUAUUUUGACUGUGAAGUCAAAAUAGUAACUUAAAGCUGCACUAUGUAAGCUUUGUAGCAUUACUGAAUCAAGCGUUUUUGCCAUGCACACAGACUCAAACAGAAGGUCCAGCUGGAUGUUUCGUCUCAGAUACAAAAUAAUCAUUAUCCCGAGGAGGACAACAGUAGAUAAUUCACUCACGUCCACAGAGGACACGUCCUUCUCCUACUUUUUCAGUGUGCUUGAAAUCAUCAGAUUCAUCCACUCAGGGAAGGGGUCUAAAGCACAACACUCAUUGCAAAAUGUUCUACUGCAUGUUUCAUGCAGUUACACAUUGCCACCAGGGAGGUCGCCAAAUCCCCAAAAUUACAUAGUGCAGCUUUAAUUGUUUUCACCAUUUGAAGGCAACAGUUCUUUACAUUGUGUGAAUGUUUUUCUAAUGUAUAAAAUGUACACACAAUGCAAAAUUAUAUGGAAUAAAAUCUCUUUAUAUUUACAUGCAAUAAAGUUA